Messenger RNA from Venustampulla echinocandica, 474 nucleotides. RefSeq lists its product as uncharacterized. NCBI's taxonomy places the organism in Eukaryota, Fungi, Ascomycota, Leotiomycetes, Helotiales, Pleuroascaceae. The record is from RefSeq and is a predicted model, not a curated record. Bases 1 to 474 code for a protein of 157 amino acids. The transcript has a single exon.
AUGGCUGAUCGCGUAGGUCAAUCUAUCCAUCUGCCGCCACUCUCAAGCAGCAAGAAUUUCAAGUUUCGACACUCCAAAUCACCUCUCUACGACAAGACAAGUCCUGAGUGGUACUGGAAGCUUUCGCCAGCCCUCCCCGAGCUCUGGAUACGAGAUAGCAACUUGCUGACGCCCGCAAUUAUCGCUGAACUCGAAACCGCAUGGCUGCAAUACCAAAGCUUGAAUAUUCCAGGGAAAGGAGACGGGGCAAGGUUGAGCAUGAAGACGAGGCAAGGAAGAAGGCUGUUGGAGAUAGAGUACAGCAGAUUGGACCUGAGUGUAAGAAGAGCAAAAGAGGUUGCACUGGCAAGAUACGAUAAUUUCGUUAUUAGGGGAACGGAUGGAAGUCUCGACUAUCACACAGAGACCGUAGACACGAGGACGGUGAUUGGGAAGGAGGAGCAGAGUGACUCGACUCGUUGCAUCGCGAUGUGA